Messenger RNA from Acanthopagrus latus (yellowfin seabream), 6359 nucleotides. It is a transcript of the gene megf6b, whose product is annotated as multiple EGF-like-domains 6b. The record is from RefSeq and is a predicted model, not a curated record. Gene Ontology annotation, molecular function: protein binding; calcium ion binding; scavenger receptor activity. NCBI's taxonomy places the organism in Eukaryota, Metazoa, Chordata, Actinopteri, Spariformes, Sparidae. The transcript is spliced from 39 exons. The coding region runs from base 895 to 5523 and encodes 1542 amino acids.
CCAUGCACAUAACCAUAGGCGGAUCUAUCGGGAUGGUAAAUGCGACCCUAAAAGCCUCGCCGCCCCCGUUGGCAGCAACGAAUUCAAAGAAAAGUUAUGGCGAAUUUGACAUUUAUAAGCGGGACUCUCCAAUGUCCAACUGCGAUGAAUGCAGCACGAGAUAACGCGAGAGCGGCAAGAGACUGCUUUGUUUGGAAAACAGAGUGGCGCGAAGCGAGGGAGCAAGGAGUCGCGAGGAAAGAGAAAAGACUGUCAAGAAAUGAAAUAACCAUGAAAGCAGAGUGCUAGCAUAAUUGCGAUGCUGAUUUUGAGAUGAUAAAAAUCGUGUUGAAGGACGUUAUUUCGCUAACUAUACAUGUAAUGUUAGCUAAGUCUGACGUUCUGUGUAAAGUAUGCUCCAAAAGCUAAUAUUGGUUCAACGUCUGUCAUAGAAAAUAUUGUGAAGUUACUCUGAAUCUUACGGAAAUGAAGAUAUAAGGUAGCAUAUGUAUUUUUUUUCUCACCAAAGAGAAAGGCGAAAAAAAUGGAAAAUGAACAACUGAGCAAGGUAGACGGACGAGAUGAGGUGGUAGGCGAGAGAGAAGACGAAGGUGCAGGGCUCAGACGGUGAAAGGGAAAGGAGAGUGCCUGAGCCAUCACCAACGAUCUCCAGUCAAGCUGGUCCACAUGGGUGUCCCGUGAGUGUGUCUGGAGCCCUGAAUAAUAAGCGGCACUCCUCCUCUCCAACCCCCAACAUUACCAAGUCAAUAGAGACGAGGAAGAGCGCUCAGCCUCCGCCAGCUUUUGCCCGUCAGUCCAACAUCUGCAGUGACGAAGCGAAGGCCCAAUGUGUGUGUGGAGAGGGAGGUGACGCUGGUCGCCCAGAGGCAGCCGUGUGUGCAGGCCUUCACACGCAUGGUUAAAGUGUGGAAGCAGGGCUGUGUGGGACAGUCAUGGUGCAUGGGAUACGAGAGGAGGACAGCAUACUACACUGCAUACAGACAAGUUUACAGACAGGAUUAUCAGACUGUGUACAAGUGUUGCCCUGGAUGGUCUCAGCUUAAUGGAGAAGCGGGUUGUCUGUAUCCCGUGUGUAGCUAUGGCGUGUGCUUCAAUGGGGGCCAGUGUCGGGAGGGCUCCACCCAACUUUGUGACUGUCCUGCAGGGUUCAACGGACCAAGCUGCCAGUACGAUGUGAAUGAAUGUGAGGAGACCAAUGGAGGCUGUGAGGCUCUCUGCUGCAACACCAUUGGAAGUUUCUACUGCAGGUGUCCUCCUGGACUGAAACUGAAUGAAGAUGGCAAAACAUGUCAUGAUAUUGAUGAGUGCCAGGUCCACAAUGGAGGCUGCCAGCACAGAUGUGUUAACACCAGGGGCUCCUACUACUGCGAAUGCCAUCCCGGCUCUCGCUUGCACGUAGAUGGUCGCACCUGUCUAGCUGUCCAUUCUUGUGCCAUCAGCAAUGGAGGAUGUGAGCACUACUGUGUGCAGCAGUCUGCCGCUCAUUUCCGCUGUCGCUGCAAGCCAAACUACGCGCUGGCAGAGGAUGGCAAGCACUGUAAAUUGCAGAAUCCCUGCGCGGAUCAGAAUGGGGGCUGCAUGCACGAGUGUCGGGUUGAUGGCGGCAGAGCUCACUGUGACUGUAAAGUUGGUUACAUCCUGGCAGAAGAUGGGAAAACAUGUGAAGAUAUCGAUGAGUGCAAGACCGAAGAGGCCAACUGUGCUCACGGCUGCCACAACACACUGGGCUCCUACGCCUGCGUGUGUCACACUGCCUACGAACUGGGAUCUGAUGGAAAGCAGUGUUACAGAAUUGAGAUGGAGAUCGUGAACAGCUGCGAGAACAACAACGGAGGCUGCUCGCAUCACUGCCAGCAUUCAACCAGCGGGCCUGUUUGUUCCUGUAACCAUGGUUACAGACUGGACGAUGACCUUAAGACCUGCGUUGACGUGGACGAGUGUGGAGAGCAGAGCUCCUGCUGCGAGCAGGACUGCACCAACUACCCUGGAGGUUAUGAAUGCUACUGCUCAGCAGGAUACAGACUCAACUCGGACGGAUGUAGCUGUGAUGAUGUAGACGAGUGUCUGGCUACUAAUGGCGGUUGUGAUCACACAUGCCAGAACAGCGCUGGUUCCUUCCAGUGUUUCUGCCGCCGGGGUUUCCGUCUGGACGAGGACCGGCAAUCCUGCAUCCCACUUGAAGAUGCGAUUGAGGCCCUGUCCAGCGGCGGUCCCAUCGAGUUGCCUCUCAUUCGCCCCCAGCUCACCUUAAUGCAGGACUACAGCCAACCCCUGGAGCGCUAUGACGACUAUGAAGAUGACGAGGGGGAACUGAGGGCCGAGAGCAACCUGGCAGAGAAAUUUGUGUGUUUGGAUGACACUUUCGGCAAUGACUGCAGUUUGACGUGCGAUGACUGUUCUAAUGGCGGAAAAUGCAAUCCGUGGAAAACUGGCUGCGACUGCCCCGAUGGGUGGAUCGGCAUCAUCUGCAACCAGACAUGCUCCGAGGGAUUCUUUGGUAAAAACUGCUCCUUCCCUUGUAAAUGUAAAAAUGGUGCCAGCUGUGAUCCCGUCUCUGGAAGCUGCCGCUGUCCGCCCGGGGUCAGUGGGGACUUGUGCCAGGAUGGCUGUCCUAAGGGCUUCUAUGGGAAGCAGUGCAACAAGAAGUGUAAUUGUGCCAAUAAUGGACGCUGCCACCGGACCUAUGGAGCCUGUCUGUGUGAUCCUGGACUCUACGGACGCUUCUGCCACCUCCCGUGUCCUAAGUGGACCUUCGGCCCGGGCUGCUCUGAUGAGUGUCGGUGUGUGCAGAAGAAUACGCUGGAGUGUCACCGCAGACACGGCACAUGUGUCUGUAAACCUGGAUACCAGGGCAACACCUGUAAGGAAGAAUGCAACCCGGGUACUUAUGGCGCCGGCUGUGAGAAGAAGUGCAUCUGUCCGCAAGGAGUGUCGUGUGAUCAUGUGACUGGAGAGUGCCAGAGAAAAUGCCCUCCUGGUCGUCAUGGAGAGAACUGUGAUCAGGACUGUCCAGAAGGAAGGUUUGGACCGGGCUGUGUUCAUCCUUGUAUCUGCACCGGAGCUCCAUGUGACAAAGUGACGGGACAGUGCAUGUGUCCAGCAGGAACAUCAGGAAAGCACUGUGAGAACUUGUGUCCGGAGGGUUUCUGGGGUCCGGGCUGCACGGAAACCUGCCCAGUUUGUGAGAACCGAGGCGUGUGUGAUAAACACAACGGCUCGUGUAGCUGUCCUCCAGGGUUCAUGGGCAGAUUCUGCCAGAACUCGUGCCCAAGCGGACGUUUCGGUCAAGGAUGCCAGAUGAAGUGCGUGUGCGAGAACAACGCCCGCUGUGACCCGGUGACUGGGCGGUGUACCUGCGCUCCUGGCUGGACGGGACACAACUGCAGGAAAGCCUGUGAUGCAGGCCACUGGGGCACAGACUGCGCAGAAACAUGCGACUGUAGGAACGGCGACGGGAGCUGCGACACUUUGACCGGCCAGUGCAACUGUGAGGCCGGUUACACCGGAACACGCUGCCAUCAAAAGUGUCCUGCAGGUAUGUUUGGUCUCGGCUGUCGUCAUCGGUGUCAGUGUGACAACAAGGCGUUGUGCGACCAUGUGAGCGGAGCUUGUACCUGCCAGGUGGGAUGGACUGGGACCUUCUGUGAAAAGCCGUGUCCUCAGGGUUUCUUCGGGCUGGACUGCCAGGAGAAGUGUUUGUGUCUGAAUGGUGGGAGCUGCGAUGCCGUCAGUGGAGUUUGCUCCUGUACCGCCGGCUGGAUCGGUCCCUUCUGCAACCUCACGUGCCCCACAGGUUCCUAUGGGGAAGGAUGUAACCGAACCUGUAGUUGCCGUAACGAUGGCAUCUGCCACCCGGCCAGUGGACGGUGUGUCUGCAUGCCAGGCUGGACCGGACCCAACUGCACAGAAGAAUGCCCUGCAGGGUUUUAUGGAGCAGAUUGUCAGCAGCGCUGCUUGUGUCAGAAUGGAGCCACUUGCAACAAGACCAACGGAAAGUGCACAUGUGCCAGCGGGUGGACGGGCACGGCCUGUGAACUGGAGUGUGUCGCCGGCUGGUUCGGGGCCGACUGCCAGCAGCAGUGUGAAUGUGAGAAUGGCGGCCAGUGUGACAGACAGACCGGACGGUGCAGCUGCAGCGCCGGCUGGGUCGGAGAGCUCUGUGAGAGAGCAUGCGCACCAGGCCUGUUUGGCGCCGGCUGCGAGGAGAGAUGUCAGUGUGUGCACGGGGCCUCAUGUCACCAUGUCACUGGACAGUGUCAGUGUCCAGCUGGCUGGAGAGGAAAACUCUGUGACAAAGCGUGUUUGCCGGGCACGUAUGGGAAGGGUUGCAUGCAGCGCUGCAGCUGCGCUCAGGGCACAUCCUGCCACCACGUCUCUGGAGACUGCGGCUGUCCUCCUGGAUUCACAGGCAAUGGCUGCGAACAGACUUGUCUUCCAGGAACAUUCGGACAGAACUGUAACCGGGUCUGUCAGUGCUCCCAGACAAACCAGCUCUGCCACCCAGUGUCUGGAUCCUGUUACUGCGCUCCGGGUUUCCACGGCCCCAAAUGUGACCAAAUUUGUGGAGAGGGUCUUUACGGUCCGAACUGUGAACGAGAGUGUCGCUGUGACAACGGAGGGAAGUGCGUUCCUUCCACCGGAGCCUGUGAAUGUCCGGCAGGUUUUAUCGGAGCACGCUGCAACAUCACGUGUCCAGCUGGCCGUUACGGAGUCGACUGUGCUCGGGCGGCGCUGUGUGGAGACGGAGCCCAGAACAACCCGGUCACCGGCCGCUGCGUGUGCCUGCCCGGACGCAGAGGGGAGAACUGUGGCCACAGCUGUCCUCCAGGCUGGUUUGGGGCGGACUGUGUCCAGCGCUGUAACUGCAGUAAUGGAGGAGUGUGUGACUCUGCUAGCGGCAACUGUACCUGCGGUCUGGGCUGGACCGGAACACACUGCGACAAAGAAUGUCCUGCGGGGAGAUUUGGUGCCAACUGCCAGCUGACAUGUGUCUGUCAUAAUAACGGUACAUGUGACAGAGUGACGGGGACGUGUCAGUGCGGUCCAGGAUACUACGGACAUCAGUGUGAACACGCGUGUCCUCCUGGUCUCCACGGCCCGCUGUGCCAGCUGCAGUGUGACUGUAUGAACGGAGCCUCCUGUCACCCGGCGUCGGGACACUGCAUCUGUCCUCCAGGACACCACGGAGCUCGCUGUCACAGAGUGUGUGAACAGGGGACCCACGGUCACGGCUGUGUCAAGGUGUGUGACUGUGAGGACGAGGCGCCGUGUGAUCCUGUGACAGGAAGAUGCCUCUGCCCGCCGGGGAAGACUGGGCCCAGAUGUGACAUAGACUGCAGAGCAAAUCGUUUCGGGCCCGACUGCACAGAGACCUGCGAGUGUGAGAACGGGGCGCAGUGCGACCGACGCAACGGCGGCUGCAGCUGCCUGCACAGCUGGAUCGGACUCUCCUGUCAGGAAGGUGGACCUCCACGUCUCACCUACAGCAGCAGGGGUGACUCGCAACACGACAACUCAUUAUAGCACCAAGAGACUCAGGCUGGGACACAUCAGGUGUUUUGAUUGGAGUGACUCAAGUUGAGUGAAAAGUUUGUGACAGCUGGAAGACCUUCAUUGAAAUAGACUCUCUGGUUGAGAAGUUUCAUGUUUGGACCUGAGCUGGAUGAUAUAUCUUCCCCCCCUUCAUAUGCCAAAGUGUCCUUGUGAACUGUUGGAGCUUCUUUCAUCAGCCUGACCUCGCCGGUACUGGUGAUUUUUUUUUUUUUUCUUUCAGUCAGAGUGGAACAACGGGCAGCUUUCAUCCGCAGAGUGCAGCGUUGGGGGGGAUUGUGGGCGUGUCUACUGCACUUUUUGGUAUUUUGUGUUUAAUAGUUUGUCCUCAAAAUGCCUCCUGCAGGUACUGUAUAUAAAAUAAUCUAAUUUUUUUUAAGGAUCUUGGUGAUAUUGCUGGAUAUGAAACCAUAUUUCAUUACUUGUUUGUUUUAUGAAGUUGUUUUUCAGUCUAUACAACAUGAAGUACUCCCCUCAGUCUGAUGGUGCUAUGGUGCUUUACUGUACAACACAACAAAGACUUCUGCAGUGAAGCAUAUUCCUCUUGACUCAAUGUGCCUUAAUGGACAGCUGGAAAUGUUUCAGUUCGCUAAAGAUCACAGCUAGCAUUUGUUUGUACCUCCUCCACCGUUGAAUAUUUUUAUUUUGAACUGAAUUUUGUGUAUAAAUUUGCUUCAUAUUUAUAUUUCUCACAGUUGUAUGCCAUCUAAUAUACCGCAACUUAAAAAAAAAAGCAUCCUUGUUUCCACUGGAGAAAAAGAGACAAAGACACCCAGAACGAUGCCAAUAAAAGACACAAAACACAGAAA